GCCGGCAAUGGGUACAUCCAUCCAUCUGUCCAUCCAGCAGCUAGAUACACAGAAUAUCAACGCACGAACACGGAGAUGAAGGCACACACAAGAGUCACACAAGGCAUGCAGGCACGCUCUAUGCAGGCAUCCAUUCACACACACACACACACAAACACACGCAUUUCUCUUUCUCUCUCUGUGCGUUCGUGCGUGUGUGUGUGUCGGCCCACCCCCAUCAGCCACCGACCGACCGACCCGACCGACACUCCUUCUUGAUGUACGUCGACACCACUGUUGCGCUGCACCCAACCACGCCACAGCCGACACGCAUCUGUGCACUCUGUCUGUCUGUCUGUCUGAAUGAGCUGCAACCGCCCCAGUGACACCGCUAAUCAGACCUGCACACACACACACACACAUUCAUUUCUGUCAGUAUGUGUGUGUGUGUGUGUGUGUACCCACACCAUUUCUGUUGCCGAGAGCCGUGGCGAAGAGGCCCACAAUCCAUGUCGCGUGGAGGCCCACCUACACAUGCACACAUACCAUCAACGUGUGUCGUGUGUGUGUGUGGGGGGGGGGGGUCUGUCAGGGUGUGUGGCUACCGAGGGGUCGAGAUUGGCCAUGAGGGAGAAGGCCAUCGUCUCGGGCACCUGCGCACACACACACACACACACAUCAGUACCCAUGUGAGUGCGUGUGGGUGGGUGUGGGUGUGCACCUGUGCGAAGCACACAAUGAGGCCGCUGAGUAUCUCCGUCUUCCAGUACUGCCACCCCUUCCCCCCUCCCCAGCCAUGCACCAGACCUGCACACACACACACACACACAUCCAUAUGUGUGUGCCGUGUGUCUAUGUGUGUACCUCUUCUCGGAGUCUGCUCUCUCUCUGUGGUGCUCCACAUGGCUGUGGGAGUGGCGGAUGGACGGCUUGAGCAAAUUAGAGUCACUGCACACCCAUCCCGUCCACACCGACACGGACACACAAAUCGAUAGAUACUCGUGAAUACACACGUACGAUGGAUCUGAUCUGCCUCUGUUGUGCGCGUGUGCGCGUGCAUGUGUGUCCCCACCCCUUCUCACCCACCUGUAAGUGUGCCAGUGUGAGGGAUCCAGCAUGACAUUCUCGCUACUCGUCGAGCGGGACAGGGGCCACCACCUGCGCGCGUGUCGACAACCACACACAAACGGGAUGGGAUCAUAUGAUCCCGUUCUUGUGCUUCGGUGAUCGCGCCUCCAAACACACAUACACGGACACACUUGUGCACAAAGAGGCGUACCUCUUCCCCUCCCCAAGUCGCUCUCGCUCACAUUCGACACAACACACACACACACAUCCGAUGCCAUUGCGAUACAGCUGGAUGGAUGGAUGGAUGGAUGGAUGGAGAGAUGGGCGGUCUGCCUACCUUGCCCAAGAGCUUGAGCUUCCGCCGACGUCUCUGCAGCCAUAGAUCAGCCACCCAAUGUCCAUAUCGCAACAACAGCAGAAACCACACAAAUAUGGACAGAUCUGCCACGAUAGGAGGUCCAUUCAUUCGGUGUGUGGAGGUGCUGGUGGUGUAGUGGUGCGGCUUACGUCGGCCAUGGGCGAGGAGAGGCUGUAUGACGGCAGCCAGGCCAACCAACACGAUGGCGGCAAGGCCGGAACGACCCAUCAUCAUCGCUAAGGGUCUGCGAACGGAGUGUGCACUCAGCUGCGGAAAGAUCUCUCCC
Messenger RNA from Vitrella brassicaformis, 1691 nucleotides. NCBI's taxonomy places the organism in Eukaryota, Vitrellaceae. The record is from the annotation of a GenBank genome assembly.